Juglans regia (Persian walnut) is the source of this 1901-nucleotide messenger RNA. Its product is annotated as probable WRKY transcription factor 14. Gene Ontology annotation, cellular component: nucleus. The transcript is spliced from 3 exons. Bases 413 to 1807 code for a protein of 464 amino acids. The record is from RefSeq and is a predicted model, not a curated record. Gene Ontology annotation, biological process: regulation of DNA-templated transcription. Lineage: Eukaryota; Viridiplantae; Streptophyta; Magnoliopsida; Fagales; Juglandaceae. Gene Ontology annotation, molecular function: transcription cis-regulatory region binding; DNA-binding transcription factor activity.
UCUCUCCCUGCGUGUUGCGUAUGGAGAUCAAGAGCUGUUUUUGUGUGAAAAGUCAGCGACUCUAGCCUUUUUCCCAUUAUUAUUUUUUAUUGUUUUCUCUAUCUGCUAAUAAGACCAUUCUUUCUUUGUUUUUCACAAGAACGAUCACUUCCAUUAACCUUCGCAAACAAAGCAAACUUUUUUGUUCGUUUUUCUGCUUUUCUUCUUCCUAAUUGCCAAAACCCAUCUCCCCAGAACGACUGCUUUGUUCCCUUCCUUGAUCAAACACCCAUAUAGCAGACGAACCAAAGAGUAAUUUGCAUGUCUUUUACGUCUGUGGUGUUCAAAAGAUCAGGACAAAUAUCCCUGGCUUGCGGCCUCCAAAUGACACUCUUUCUCUCCACCUUGUUCUUGCUCUUGCGCUGAAAAAAGUAUGUACUGCAGCUUGUUUAUGCCCAGGAUGGAGAAUUAUCAAGGUGAUUUGACUGACAUAGUCCGAGCUAGCGGGGGAGCAUAUGGCACUGGAGCUGCAGGCGCUUCCGAACCCAGUCCCGGCUGGCGCUUCCCUUCCGAUCCCAUGAAUUUUUUGUCCGUUGUCGAAGAGCCUAGGGAUAAUUUCGGCGAUCCAUUCUCCUACAUGCGAGAUCCGCUUCUUAACGAGCUCGAUGUAUCAGGUUCCAGCUUCUUCAGCAGCACCAGUUCUGCUGAAAUGAUGGGCAGCAGUACAGCUGCUAGUGUGGAGGACACGGGUGGUUUUAAUGGAGGAAAUACUACUGGUGCUGUUGUUGGUGUUGGCGGUGGUAGUACGAGUACGAUUCUAGCUCCGAGCAAUUAUCUUGAAGAUGAGAUGAAAAGGCCUUGCAAUAUAUUCUCACGGAUGCUUCAGAUCUCUCCUAAUGCAAAAUUGCCUGUCUCCCCAUGUGGUUCGCCGGUGAUGGCAGCGGCGGCUUCUCCCAGGGGAAUUAAGGCGUCUGCCAUGAUUGCAGGCGACAUGAUUACUGCAAACAGCCCCAACGGUUGCUUUAUCGACAACACCGGGGUGCAGAUCUCGUCCCCGAGGAAUCCGGGUAUUAAGAGAAGGAAGAGCCAGGCAAAGAAGGUGGUUUGCAUUCCAGCGCCAGCUGCUGUAAACAGCAGGCCUACCGGAGAAGUAGUUCCAUCUGAUCUGUGGGCUUGGAGAAAGUACGGUCAGAAACCCAUUAAAGGUUCUCCAUAUCCAAGGGGCUAUUAUAGAUGCAGCAGCUCGAAGGGAUGUUCGGCCAGGAAACAAGUCGAGCGCAGCCGGACUGAUCCCAACAUGUUGGUGAUUACCUACACAUCUGAGCACAAUCAUCCAUGGCCAACUCAGAGGAAUGCCCUUGCAGGCUCGACCCGGUCCCAACCAUCGAAGAGCAAUGCUGCUUCGAGAAACUUCCAAGGAGCCCAGUCCCAGAAGCCAACAAGCCCGAAAGAAGAACAGAAGGAGAGCAGCAUUGACGACCACGUAUCUCCGAUUGUCUGCGGCAGCUCGACAACAAGUGCAUCAGUCAAGGAAGAGCUUGACGAGGUGGAGAAGCAAGUGCUGGAGAUUGAUGACGGAGAAUUCAGUACUGCUGAAGAGUUUUCUUACAGGCCGACAAUGCCGGGGUCAAACCUCCAAUCUGAUCAGGACUUCUUCGCUGAGUUAGAAGAAAUUGAGGCUGACCCUUUAGAUCUCUUGUUUUCUCAAGGGUUUGCGGGAGAUCAUGCUCAGAAAGAUAGUAAGGGCAUGGAUCCAUUCAGUCUCUUUGACUGGCCAGGGGACGGCGGCACCAACUCUUUUGGAGAAGCUAAGAAUAGGGGUUUAUAACAAGGCAUUUGAAACGAUACAGAGCAAUUUCCCCACUAAAGACUCAUUUUUUAGUUUAUAUGGUGCACUUCUUCUAUAUUCAAGGUCUGGUAUA